Messenger RNA from Nematocida major, 462 nucleotides. RefSeq names its product small subunit ribosomal protein S13e. The record is from RefSeq and is a predicted model, not a curated record. Gene Ontology annotation, cellular component: cytosolic small ribosomal subunit; nucleolus; ribosome. The transcript has a single exon. NCBI's taxonomy places the organism in Eukaryota, Fungi, Microsporidia. Gene Ontology annotation, molecular function: structural constituent of ribosome; small ribosomal subunit rRNA binding. Bases 1 to 462 code for a protein of 153 amino acids. Gene Ontology annotation, biological process: translation.
AUGGGCCGCAUGCACAACCAAGGAAAGGGUAUUUCUGGAUCAACAACCCCAUACAUUAGGGAGAGCCCAGAAUGGCUAGAUGCCAACGUCAACGACAUUGAGUCAAAAAUAGUAACAUACGCCAAGAAAGGCCUGACUCUCUCUGAGAUCGGAACUAUUCUGAGAGACGAGUACCAGAUCGGAAACAUGAAGUUCUUCAGCGGGAGAAAGCUGCUUAUGAUCCUUAUGAAGAACAACCUGGCCCCACAAGUUCCGGAAGACCUCUCCGCCCUCGUCAAGAAGGCGAUCAGCAUAAGGAAGCACUUGGAGUCGAACAAGAGAGACACGGACUCUAAGUACAGACUCAUUCUCGUUGAGUCCAGAAUCAGCAGACUUUCUCGAUACUACAAAACACGAAAGGUCAUUCCGUCCAACUGGAUCCCUUCGUAUAGAUCAGCUGUAAAGAGAAACAGUGGGCUAUAA